Messenger RNA from Colletotrichum graminicola M1.001, 1563 nucleotides. Its product is annotated as DHHC zinc finger domain-containing protein. The transcript is spliced from 2 exons. Gene Ontology annotation, molecular function: palmitoyltransferase activity. Bases 1 to 1563 code for a protein of 520 amino acids. The record is from RefSeq and is a predicted model, not a curated record. Lineage: Eukaryota; Fungi; Ascomycota; Sordariomycetes; Glomerellales; Glomerellaceae.
AUGUCUCGUCGUUGGGCGCGAAAGGUUGAGCGCUGCUGCUGCACUCUCGCAACCUACAUCCCUUUGACCUUCGUCUACGGGUUGACCACCUGGGCCGUUUGGGUGGAUGUCGCCAUCGGGUCAGCGCCCUCGAAAGCUUCUUGGCUCGGAUCCGCGUCGUCCUUCGGCGCCCUUCUCCUCUAUGGCUUGCUCAACUGGUCUUAUACCACUGCCGUCUUCACAAGUCCAGGCAGCACAACGAACGAUGAUGGCUACGGCAUCCUACCGACCGAGGCCCCGCCGGCCGCCACCUCCUUUACCGUUAAGUCGAACGGUGAGUUGCGAUUCUGCAAGAAGUGCCAGGCAAGGAAACCGGACCGCGCCCAUCACUGUUCGACCUGCCGUCGGUGCGUCCUGAAGAUGGACCACCACUGCCCUUGGCUGGCAACCUGUAUCGGCCUCAGGAACCACAAAGCUUUCCUACUAUUCCUAAUCUACACGACGCUCUUCUGCUUCUACAGCUUCUUUGUCUCUGGCAGCUGGGUGUAUAUGGAGGUCAUUAACAACACGACGUAUGUUGAGACGCUAAUGCCCGUCAACUAUGUUAUCCUUAGCGUCAUUGCUGGCAUCAUUGGCAUCGUCGUGGGCGCCUUUACUGGAUGGCACAUCAUGCUCGCGAGUCGCGGCCAGACGACGAUUGAGUGCUUGGAGAAGACGCGAUACCUGUCGCCGCUGAAAAAGCAGAUGCAGCACCAGUUUGUCGCCCAGCACAACGGCGAGGGCAUCCCUCUACCCGCAUACGGGCAGCAGCUCCUGGACAUUCACGCGAACGCCCUUCCGGGCAUCACACGGCCAGAGGAGGGCGAGGAAUACAGGGGUCAACCGGGCGGCUCGAGGCCGAUGCAUAAUUCCUAUGAAGAGAUGGAACGCGAGCGCGCGAAGAAGCGCUACGAAGAGUACCUCGACGAGCAAGACUCUGAGAAACUCCCCAACGCUUUUGACCUUGGCGCGAAACGCAACCUUCUGCACCUCUUCGGCCCCAAGCCUAUCUUGUGGUUUAUUCCUAUCUGCAACACCACCGGUGACGGCUGGUCAUGGGAGCCCAGUCCCAAAUGGCUAGCGGCGCGUGAACGGCUUGCUAGGGAGCGCGAGGAGCAGCGUGCCCGAGAGAUUAACGCCGGCUGGGGCACUGAUGAACCCCCAGCAUUCAUGCAGAACGCGCCUACCAAGCCGGAUGGCGCAGGCCGUCACUACCUCACCUCGCCCCCUCCUAAUGCCAAUGGUGCACGUAGAAUGCCCUCCAAGGCUGACCGGGUGCUGGGGCGUGACCCCAACCUCUACGCCGAUGGGUUCCAGGAAUCGAUGCCGAUGCGGAAGCUUAGCCCGCGCGGCCGCGCGCUGGAGGACGAUCUCGAAGGCAGCGACCUCGACAUGGAAGACCCCGUGGCGGCGGAGCACCGGGCAUUGAACCUCGUCACCAAUGGCGGCUGGGGACGCAGUGGCGCCAGCGGAGUGUUGAGAAAACACAGCCCAACUUCACCAUCGUUCAGGGACCAGCCAAACAAUGACGAUGACGUGGAUUAA